ACUACCUGCUGCUGUCCUCUAGGUGAGCUGUACCUUUCAGUGGGCGUGUCUUACUGCCGACUCAGGUGUUUCCAGGAGGCAGUGCAGUGUUUCCAGGCAGCUCUGGGUCCUGCAGCUCAGCAUCCCCCCCUACUGGCCAAAGUGUUGCACAACUUGGGAGCUGCUCUGAAUUCUGUGGGCCGGUUCACACCUGCUAUGGGAUACCACAGGCUGGCUGCUGGCCUCUACGGCUCUCUGGGUUGCCGUGGUGACCAGGCUCGGUGUUUCAGUAACCUGGCAUUUGCCUGCAGUCGGCUGGGUGAUGAAGAGGAGGCAGCAGAGAGCUUCAUCCACGCUCUGCAGGGAUUCAGAGACACUGAGGACCACCUGGCCCAGAUGCAGGUGUGUGAGUCGUUGGCAGAGUGUUACCUAAAGCAGAAGAAGCAGCACAAAGCUGUUCAACUCUACAAAGAGGCCCUGAGUGCUCUGUCUCACUGCAAGGACACCUCUGGUACCGAUAGGGAUCGUCUGGUGGAGCGCCUGACUGCAGCUCUGCAGCAAAGUCUGACCAUCAGUCUGCAGAGGCCUCACCCAUUUAGGGCCCGCCCACCGAAGCCCCACUCUCACAGCUUAGCUGUUGGACCAGGUGUCAGGAAGUUUGACAUGACGCAGACUCAGGGCAGAGCAGAUGAGCAGAGGGGGCAGGAGCCAGGUGCAGAGCAGGAGCCCAUAAGUAGACAGGAAGCAGCAGAGCAUUGUGGGUCAGCAGUUGGCAGAGCCAAUGAGAAACAUGAACACAUAAGCACUGCACCUGGACUAAACAGGUCCUCAGACCUCAACUGGGCCUUGAACCACAAGUUAGAACCUGUUUCCACUAUAACAAACGGUGUCUCUGUUUCAAGUACAUACCAUUCAGACCAGCUACAGCACAGCGAGCUGUGGUCUGACAGGAUGAAUCAUUACACUAACAGCAGGUCUCUGUAGAGACACCUGGCCAAAAUGGCAGCAUCAAAGAGUCACACAACAACAUACACUCUACAUAUCAGUCACGCGCUAGACAAUAAAGUAUGAUCUGUGAAAUAUGAGCAUAAAACCAAGUCAUGUAAAACUGUUAC
Messenger RNA from Monopterus albus (swamp eel), 1094 nucleotides. RefSeq names its product tetratricopeptide repeat domain 24 (gene ttc24). Gene Ontology annotation, molecular function: protein binding. The coding region runs from base 196 to 963 and encodes 255 amino acids. The transcript is spliced from 10 exons. NCBI's taxonomy places the organism in Eukaryota, Metazoa, Chordata, Actinopteri, Synbranchiformes, Synbranchidae. The record is from RefSeq and is a predicted model, not a curated record.